This is a messenger RNA of Anneissia japonica, 1806 nucleotides long. RefSeq lists its product as uncharacterized. NCBI's taxonomy places the organism in Eukaryota, Metazoa, Echinodermata, Crinoidea, Comatulida, Comatulidae. The coding region runs from base 1 to 1806 and encodes 601 amino acids. The transcript has 2 exons. The record is from RefSeq and is a predicted model, not a curated record.
AUGGGUCUCCAAUGCUGGAAACUACCUAGAACGAAAGGAUGUCAUCUACCACCAUUCAGCCACUUCUGCCAGUUUAUAAGAAAACAAGCUAAAGUUAGAAACAACCCAGCCCUGACCGGACAGACGCAUCAAGUCAGAGAGCAUAGGGUCUCUACUAGGAAAACCAUCACUCAACCCGAGCACAAAGCCAAGUGCCCUAUACACAACUCAAACUCGCACACAUUAAAGGAGUGUAAGAAAUUUAAGACAGGAUCUGCUCAAGAGAAAUAUCAGCAGUUAAAAGAGUUUAACCUAUGCUUCAGGUGCCUAGAUCCAUCGCAUCGCAGAAGAGCUUGCAAGGUGCUAAUAAAAUGCGAGGAAUGCAGCAGUACAGACCAUGUGAACUCAAUGCACUCACACCAAGGCGGGGAGCAGGCAGCUGAGGAAUAUACCAAUCGCCAGCAUAACAUUACCACUGCCUGCGCACAAGUAUGUGGAGACGAUACAGCAAUGGCGGGCAAAUCAUGCGCAAAGAUUGUUCCUGUGGUUGUCAGUCACAAACGUGAUAAAACAGUGACUGUCCGAACAUAUGCGAUAAUUGAUGACCAAAGUAAUAAGUCACUAGUUUCGGAGAAGCUUCUUGACCUGUUUGACGUCCAAUAUCAAGAAACAAAUUAUUCGCUCACAUCCUGUAAUGGAAUAAUGCAGGCAAACGGCAGAUAUGCUAGUGGAUUCGUUGUUAGUAAUCUGGAUGGCACAGACCAAUUAGACCUGCCACCAAUGACUGAGUGUAAUCAGCUUCCAGAGCAGGAUGAACGCUGCUCCAUCACACUGCUAAUAGGAAGGGACCUCAUCGAAGCGCAUCAUGUUCUAGACCAGAUAAUUGGACCGGCGGGCGCACUGUACGCACAAAGGCUGCGAUUGGGUUGGGUAAUCAUCGGUGAAACCUGCCUUGGAGGGUCCCACAUGCCCAAUUCCAUUGGAACAUACAGAACGAGUAUCAUUAUACAAAACAAUGGAAAGCCUUCAACAUUGGACCCAUGUCCCAACCAAAUAAAAGUGGAAGAGCUAUUUGACAAGGGUGAGGGUUUCAUGAGUCUAUCUAGGGAAGAGAAGCAGUUUGUCAAUAUCAUGGAGGCUGAAGGAAAGCUAAGUUCAAAUAAUAUGUGGACAGCUCCAUUAACGUUCAGAUCACCUAGACCAAGGCUACCAAAUAACCGAGAACAGGCAUGGAAAAGGGCAGUAAUACUGCAUAAAAGUCUUGUCAAAGAUUGCGUCAAAAGGCAACACUUUAUUACGUUUAUGAAAGUAGUUUUGGACAACGGACAUGCGGAAAGGGCCCAACCACUCAACAAGGAUGAAGAAUGCUGGUACCUACCGUUAUUCGGUGUUUAUCAUCCCAAGAAAAGGGAUAAAAUACGAGGCGUAUUUGAUUCCUCUGCCACCUUUCAGGGAGUGUCAUUGAACAAGGUACUGCUGAAAGGCCCUGAUUUGACAAAUGAACUGGUAGGGGUACUAAUGCGUUUCAGAAGGGAAGGUGUCGCUGUUUGUGGGGACAUAGAGAAUGAUGGGUUAACAUCUUGCGAGGAUCAUGAAACUGCAAUAUCAUUGGUGAAAAGAACGCAGGCUGCUUUAAUGGAUGGUGGCAAAAUACGCCUACAUAAAAUUGCUUCUAACAGCCAAGAGGUACUAAACGCAUUUGAUCGAGAAGAAAUUGCAAAGGACAUCAGAGAUUUCAAUGUGGAAGUAGGUGGUGCUCCUCUCCAAAGAAGUCUAGGCUUACAGUGGAGAUUAUGUGAAGAUGUCUUCACAUUCCAUAUUGACUGA